AUGCCUGAAAAAAAAAGGCUAGAUGCUAAAUGGAUCUUUCAGAUCCAAACCUCAGAUAACAAUCUUAGCAGCUCCCCGGAGCUUAUUGGGAACGAAUUCCAACAACAUUUUGACCACUCUCCACCUGCACAAGACACAGUAAGCAAAAAACAGUUGUGCAACGCAGACUUCCUUAGCGCUCUUGACCUUCUACCACUGACUCAGGAUGCCAAAGAGAAGCUCGCUCGAAGGUAA
Messenger RNA from Pelobates cultripes (western spadefoot toad), 234 nucleotides. NCBI's taxonomy places the organism in Eukaryota, Metazoa, Chordata, Amphibia, Anura, Pelobatidae. The record is from the annotation of a GenBank genome assembly.